Messenger RNA from Triticum aestivum (bread wheat), 827 nucleotides. RefSeq names its product chaperone protein dnaJ 8, chloroplastic-like. The transcript has a single exon. NCBI's taxonomy places the organism in Eukaryota, Viridiplantae, Streptophyta, Magnoliopsida, Poales, Poaceae. Bases 215 to 655 code for a protein of 146 amino acids. The record is from RefSeq and is a predicted model, not a curated record.
CAACCGCCUCCUCCUCCACCCUAUAAAUCUCACGCGCCACCACGCGGCAGCCUCGUCCAUAUCCAAGUUCCAACCGCACCAUUCCAGCUCCACCACGCGGUCAACAGCGAGAACACAUCGGGAGAUCCAAAGUUCCCACGGCUCCAUCCCCAUCGUUUCCAUCGAUUCAUCUCGCCGUCUCGUGAUCUCUUGGCGCGUGUGGGUACAUACAGCCAUGGCCACCAGAGGGGGAGUAGUGCUCAACCUGCGCGUCCCGUCGGCUUCAGUGGCGCCGGCGCGGCGGUGUGGGACGGCGUCGUCGUCGGUGAGAUGCGGGAGCGCGCGCGGGGCGGCGCCGGCGAGGCAUACGGGCGGGGCGCUGGAGGAGGACCACUACCGGACUCUGAGGCUGCAGCCGGGCGCCACCAGGGGCGAGGUCAAGAAGGCCUUCCACCGCCUCGCGCUGCAGUACCACCCGGACGUCGUGCGCCAAGAAAACAGCGUGGACUUCGAGCGGAUCAACGCGGCGUACCAGAGGGUGAUGAGCAACAUGCGGGAGGCGGAGGCGACGCUCGAGUACUGGCGCCGCCGCUACGGCCUCGCGGACAAGGACCUCGACCGCUACCGCCACUACCCCAACGAGGAGGACGAGGACGACUGGUUCGCCGACCUCUGAAAUCUGAAAUGUGACGGAGGCAGCACUGUAAAUAAUUUCUGAAAUGUGACUCUCUGCUUCUCUCCACUGUUUUUUGUGAAGGGGAGCUUAGAGACGCAGGGUUCUAGAGAUUGUAAUCUGAACAUUAUUAUUUUGAUUGUGAAUAUAACAAAACAUAGCAGGAAUUAAUCUU